Cornus florida is the source of this 856-nucleotide messenger RNA. RefSeq lists its product as uncharacterized. Bases 74 to 709 code for a protein of 211 amino acids. The record is from RefSeq and is a predicted model, not a curated record. The transcript has 5 exons. NCBI's taxonomy places the organism in Eukaryota, Viridiplantae, Streptophyta, Magnoliopsida, Cornales, Cornaceae.
ACCUUCUCAGUACAGAACCUUCGAAAAUUUGAAACUGAAAACUGUACACUUUCACAGUCUAGGGUUUGUAAAAAUGGCCUUGAGAGUUCACAGUACGAUACUUAAGAAACGUAACAAGAAGGGGCUGUUGAAGAAAGUUGUUGACUAUCUGAAAUCAGAUUCUUACAUGUUUGCCCCUUUGAUUUCUUCUCCAACGUUUGAUUUCUCCUCACCAACUACUUCUAGCACUGGAGUCGAGACAGAGAAACCCAUUGAGGAGAAGAACAAGAAAUUGCUGAAGAAGGUUGGGGAUUAUCUGAAAUCUGAUUGCUAUAUGUAUGCCCCAUUGCUUGUUCCUCAAUCAUCAGUUUCUGCUACAACCAGGAGAGUCAGUCCUAAUAAGGACCAUGAUGCCCACGAAGUAGGUCCGUUGGCUGGGAAAAACAUUGAUCAACCCCAAGGAGCAACUUGGUAUCUGAAAAGGGUGAGCACAGCAAUUUCAGCUGGGAAAGUAACUAAGAAAAAGAAUCAACCAAUCAAACAGACAGCAAAUGUUAUUGGAGAGGCCCAAUCAUUGGGUGGCUAUCCUCUAGAAAGGAACAAUAUAGUUAGGCGAACUACAACACAUAAGGAGAUGGUGAAACAUAUGGUCCACCAAAACUGUCGCCCUUCCUCUGUGCCAGGAAAAGGGAUAAUUGAGAAGGAGCAAAGGAAAGUGCUUGUUGAAUGAAGAAAUAACUGCCUGUUUUAGAUGUAAAGUAACUGACUGAAUGUGAACAAAUUGUAUAUAUAUUGAACAGGAAUGUGCCUUGUAAUUUAAAAAAUAAAUAAAUAAAUAAAGGACUGUUGUGACAAAUUCUAGACUAGUGUGCAACAU